Molecule: messenger RNA, 465 nt
Organism: Papaver somniferum (opium poppy)
Lineage: Eukaryota; Viridiplantae; Streptophyta; Magnoliopsida; Ranunculales; Papaveraceae
Product: S-protein homolog 24-like
Exons: 1
Coding region: 1-465 (154 amino acids)
Source: RefSeq, a predicted model, not a curated record
AUGAUGAUGAGUGGCAGUAGUGGCAAGCUGACUGGUGCAAUACUGUCCGUUGUGGUAAUAUUUGCAGUUCUAGUGCCUGAAGGUUCAUAUCCUGUGCUGCCCAAUACCAUGCUCGAUGAUAAUUUGGUCACUGUAAAAAACGACAUAGCAGAAAAAAUCUCAUGUAAACUUCAUUGCUAUUCAAGCGAAACAGAUUUUGGAGUUCAUACAUUAGCAUAUGGUCAGGAAUUUAGUUGGAAGUUUAAGAUAAAUGCUCUCCGAACAACAAAAUAUUGGUGUGACAUGUGGUUUGUUACAGAAGAAGGAGCCAAUUUUAAAGGUGGAUAUACUAUAUACAAGGCGAACAGAGAUUACGAUAGAUGUGCGAAUGACUGCCAUUAUUCUAUUCGUAUGGAUGGUGUCUAUCAGCAUGCGCUAGAGGAUUAUACUGAAGGUCAUGAUGAAUUGAUUUAUCCGUGGCCAUAA